AUGAUUGAUAAAAAAUUUAAAAGUUUGUCGGUUGUUUUUGUGUUGAGUGCACUAUUUGUGGUAAACGCAAGGAGUACUUUUGAUCAGCAACUGUAUGAAGAUGUGUUGGACCCUGUUAAGUGCGCUGAACAACUGCAAAUUUUGGAAGCAAACUCUUCUCUUCUUUUUGAGUUCUUUGACACCAGUGGUAAGAUACCUAGUGGUAUGACUGCAGGAAACUUAAAUGAUCUUGGGGACUACUUUCAAUGUUUAGCCAUAAACCAAGACGUAGGCCAACAACAAAUCCAGGGAAAAUAUUGCAUGAUCAGAAUCCCCAUGGAGGCCUUACCAUUCCUUCCACUUUGGCCGGUAUUUACAGGGUCCAGGAACUAUAACAUCGAUUUUCAAGACAAUGCACUACUAAAGAGUUAUGUUCAGCAAAAAACUGGUCAUGCGGAAUCAGUUGGUAGAAAUAAUAUUAUAAACAUUUUCGACCCCAGGAUGUCAAUAGCCCUUUGCAUCCCCAAGGUGUGCACUGUUAACGAUACAGCUGAUGUUGCAAUUCCCUCUUUCAUAGAUUACGAUCUAAACUUCUGCCGACUACCUAAUGACAAAGCGUUUGUUGCUGCUGAUUACACUGCUUUUGUCAUAUUCUCCAUUAUCGGAUUGCUUGCCGUGAUCAGCACUUGCUACGAUCUCUAUCAGAGAUUUGGUGUCAAAAACACUUCAAAUGUCAGCCGUUUGUACUCCUCCUUCUCUAUCUACACAAACAGUCAACGUUUCUUUAUCUUCAAAUCUUCCCCGGAUGCAUUGGAGUGCCUCGAUGGUAUUCGUGCCAUCUCCAUGUUAUGGAUUGUCGGUCAUCACUUAUAUACGUUAUAUUUUGGAGCAAUUAUUUACAAUCUGACAGAUGCAGUUUCUAUGGUUACAGAAUUAUCGUAUGUAUGGGUCACAGCAGCACCGCUGGCAGUCGACACAUUCUUCUUACUCAGCGGUAUGCUUGUGGUAUACGCUAAUGUGGGAAAAGUUACUAGAGGUAAAUUUGUUAAAUCAAUCCAUCUCUUCUACUUGGGCCGUCUUAUGCGAUUAUUUCCAAUACUAGCUGCUAUGGUGCUUCUUCAAGCAUCUGUGGUUAAUCACAUGUCCGAUGGCCCCUACUGGCAGAGUAUGGCUAUUGAAGUAGAAAAUUGUAGAAAUUAUUGGUGGUCUGCACUACUGCAUGUGCAAAAUUAUGUGAAUCCUUUAGAUACUUGUAUACCAAGCAGUUGGUACCUUUCUGUGGAUACUCAAUUGUAUGUAUUAAGCCCACUCCUACUAUUUUUCCUUUUUGGACAAAAGAGAGUAGCGUGGGCAAUGCUGACACUGUUUUUACUUGUUGCUCUGGUCAGCACUUCUUUAUUCAGUUUCCUGUACAAUUUACCUGCAACGUUAAUAUCUUUCAGUCGACCUAAGGAGUCAUUAGAUUUCGUCAGAUACUACUAUGUAAACACGCUAGCCAGGGCACCACCGUUCGUCCUCGGUAUGAUUUACGGUUACAUGUUGUAUCUAAACAAAAAGAGAACAGUUAAGAUACCGCGGAUUAAUGUGAUCCUAUUUUGGUUGUUGUCACUUGCUGCGUUGGCCUUCUGCUUCUUUAUCCACUAUGUCAUUGUGCAGUUUGAUCACGAAACCCUCACACUUGAUAGUUUCCUAAACGCCUACAUGCGCUCAAUCUGGGCGAUUGCACUGGGAUGGGUGAUCUUCGCUUGCGUUAAGGGCUAUGGAGGUCCAGUAAACUGGUUUCUAUCACUCUCGAUGUGGAAAUUGCCGUCUCGCAUGUCGUACGCUGUAUAUCUCGUACACCAACCACUCAUUUUCAUAGUCAACGGCAGCGAGAUCUUUCCAUUGUUCGUCACCGAUGCAUUUGCCAUCCAAAGAUUCAUGAGUAUCUUGCUUAUGUCAUUCCUGUUUGGAUUAAUUCUUUGUAUCGUCAUUGAUGCUCCGAUUGCUAAUUUAUACAGCUUAGCAACCAAGGGAGGAUAUAAGAAGCCACCUCAGACGCCUACUGUUGCAAAACCAGCGGAAGAUGAUGUUAUCGUAAAAAAUUCGUAA
Arctia plantaginis is the source of this 2070-nucleotide messenger RNA. The record is from the annotation of a GenBank genome assembly. Lineage: Eukaryota; Metazoa; Arthropoda; Insecta; Lepidoptera; Erebidae.